Molecule: messenger RNA, 3505 nt
Organism: Mytilinidion resinicola
Lineage: Eukaryota; Fungi; Ascomycota; Dothideomycetes; Mytilinidiales; Mytilinidiaceae
Exons: 11
Coding region: 1-3330 (1109 amino acids)
Biological process (GO): glutathione metabolic process
Cellular component (GO): cytosol
Molecular function (GO): 5-oxoprolinase (ATP-hydrolyzing) activity
Source: RefSeq, a predicted model, not a curated record
AUGUAUAGCCUUACGUACGAGCUCACGUACGAGCUCACGUACAGCCUCAUAUAUAGCAUCACGUACAGCCUUGUGUAUAGCAUUACGUACGGCCUCACGUACGAGCUCACGUACGGCCUCGUGCAUAGCAUCACCAUAGUGGUUAGUGUUGUUCCUGCCGCCGCUGCGGCGUACGUCUUGCCCUGCGUUAACAGCGCGCGUACUUCCUUCUCCAUCUUCUCCAUCUUCUUCAUUAAUUGUACCUAUAGCGCUUGUUGGAGUUCGGCCAAUGCGCCUGUAAGGUUGAUUAUCACGCGCGGUUCUGCUGGUGGUGUCAUUAGCAACUUGAUCACGCUCGAUAUGGGUGGCACGUCUACCGACUGUGCACUCAUCCCAGGGACGAAUGCGAUUCUCCGAAGAGAGACGGUCGUUGGUCCUCUUACUGUCAAGGCUCCUUCCGUUGAUGUGCGGACUGUUGGAGCUGGCGGUGGAUCUAUCGCUCAUUACACGGCACUUACCAAUGCUCUUCGCGUUGGCCCUGAAUCUGCUGGCUCUACUCCUGGGCCUCCUGCCUAUGGCAAAGGAGGAAAACUUGCAACUGUUACCGACGCCAACCUGGCUCUUGGAUACUUACCUUCGGUCCUUCUAGGAGGCAAAUUCAAGCUAGAGGUGGCCGCAGCUACCGCUGCGGUGGAGGACAUUGCUAAGCAAAUGAGUAUGUCCAUCACCGACACUGCUGAAGGCAUAAUCAACCUCGUGAACGAAACGAUGUAUGGGGCUCUUCGUCUCGUUCCUGUGGAACAAGGCUAUGACCCCAGGGAUUUCGCGCUCGUCGCCUUUGGAGGUGCCGGUCCUCUUCACGCGAAUGCUAUCGGAAAGCUUCUCGGCGCUUUCCCAGUCAUUGUUCCUCCAGCUCCCGGCAUUCUAUGUGCUCAGGGAGACGCUACGACGAAGAUGAGCCACGAACAGUCUACGACUUACAUCAACUUGUUCUCUACGAUAUGCUCCGAAGAGCUUCGCGUAGCGUACAAAGGCCUCGCCGAAGGCUGCUCAACUACUAUGAAGAAGUCUCUAGUGGAUGAGAACCCUGCUCUGGAUGUUUCCUAUGAAGCCGACAUGCGGUACAAAGGGCAAGCUCUUACUCUGACCGUUCAGAUGACUGCUUCCGAUCUCGAGAAAGAGACGGAAACCCUGCUUACAGAACUCCGAACCAAAUUCGCCACUGCUCACGAACAGCAAUUUAGCUUCUCGCUGGGUACGGACAUCGAUUUAGAGGUUAUGUGCCUUCGCGUGAAAGCGACGGAUGCUUCUCCUGAAGUCAAGAUCCAGCCUAUCGAAGACGCACCUGGUCCGAGUCCACUAGAGACGGUGAUUAUGUCCAAAAGCAUGAUCACUGUCAAUGGCGAGCAAGUCGAGGCCAUCUUCUGGAACCGAGACCAAAUCACCAAGAAGGGGUACAAAGUCGUUGGACCAUGUGUCAUCACUAAGAUGGACUCGAACACUCUGAUCCUCCCUGGAUACUCAGGUGAAAUUGAUGGCAUGGGCAACAUCCUUAUCCGCCCGAUUGAUGAAAAAGAUAAGCAAUGGGAAGAGGAAAUCAUCCAUACUCCGGAGUCUGCCAAGAAAUACGUGGAGGAGAACCCUAUCAUUCCGACGCUCAUUUCCUCUCCUGCUAUAAGGGAACAGCAGGACGAAUUUAAUGUAAUUAGAAACCCAGCUGGUUCGAUGCUCGUUGGCCAAUUCGGAACCAUUGAGGAGGGCGACGUCUUCGUUACCAACGAUGUCUACCAAACCAAGGGAGCAGUAUCCCAUCUCAAUGAUGUCAUCGUACUCCUGCCUAUCCAUCAUAAUGGCAAGAUCGUAGGGUGGGCGGCGAACUUCGGGCAUCUUACAGAUGUUCAGGGUAAAGUGCCCGGGUCGAUGAGUAUCAACGCCAGCACCAUCUUCGAAGAUGGUCUACAAAUUCCCUCUGUCAAGCUUUACGCGAAGGGACAGUAUAAUCAAAGUCUAGUAGACGUCUUUUGUAGAAACAGUCUUGCAGCAUGUCGGACAGCUGCUGCAAGAGUUUGCGAGCUUUGUGAUCGAUACAGCACGGAAGUCUACCACGCUGCCUGCGACAGCCUUCUUCUACGCUGCAGAACUGCUAUUAGCGAGCUUAUCGACAAUAAGAUCGGCACCGAGCGAAGCAAUUUCACCGAUUGCAUUGAUGAUGACGGCAAUGGCAUUGGGCCCUAUGCCAUCACUUGUGCAAUGCAAAAAGUUGGUAGUAAGCUCGUUUUCGAUUGGGAUGGCACGAGUCCCCAGAGUGGGACGUCGAUAUACUAUUACCUGUCCACUCCGAUGUUCAAGAUAUUCAUCUCCUACUUCCUCCUUGCAGUCUACGACCCCCACAACGUCGUCAACGACGGCCCCGCCGAUCUCAUCGAGCUCAAAAUUCCCGAAGGCAGCAUCCUCCACCCUGUGCGUCCGGCGGCCCUAUCCUGCCGUACACAUCUCCUAGGUAGAGUAAUGGAUAUCAUCCAAGCCCUCUUCAGACAGCGCAACCCAGCCUUCCGCUCCGCCGCCGGCUUCUCCGACUCUCCCCACCUCUUCUACUCCGGCUUCAAGCCCACGGAUUGCCACUGCCUCUUCCCUGCCAUCAAAUCUAUCCCAGCGGAGAACAUCGAGCUCUACUUCCCGCUCGUCAUUGAAGCCAACGAAUCUGUCGCAAAUUCUAGCGGUGCUGGAUUUUAUAGGGGUGGCAAUGCGCAGAGGACUGUGUAUCGUUUCCUAUGCGAAGGUGAGGUGUCUAUUCACGACGAUCGCUGGCUUACGAAGCCUUGGGGCGUUGAUGGUGGCGAACCUGGGACUAGAUCGCGCAAGGGCACCUACAGAAAUCACUCGUACGGCACGGAUAAAGAAGAACAUGAGGCUAUCCCAUCCAAAUGCGAUCAUAUCUGCGUCAAACCCGGCGACGUUCUCGAGUGGAUCACAUGGUGCGGUGGUGGACUUGGGGAUCCCCUCACUCGUCCACCAGAGAUCGUAGCAAAAGAGGUCCAUCGCAAGCUAGUAACGAUUGAAUGCGCGGCGAAGAACUACGGUGUCGUGGUUGGCGAGAACUGGGAACCUGAUAUUGAGAAGACGGAGGUGCUGAGGAAGAGUAUUAAGGAGAAGGGGAAGGAGGGGCGGGAGAGCAUGACGUAUAAAUGGGGCUGGGCGGAGGAAGGGGGAGUGGAGAGUUUGGUCAGAAAUGCGGAGAAAAAGACUGGGUUGAAGGGGCCGACGCCGCAGUGGGAGCCGGAUCCGUAUGGGCCGCAUGUGGGAUUGCCGUAUGUGAAGGAGUGGUUUUCGAGGAUGAGAAGGGAGGGUUAAGGGGGGUGGAAGGUCUUGGAGAAGGUAGGUGGGUAAACGAAGGUGGUAGGUAAUGCAUCUCUCUAUUCGACACGAAUUUUCAUUCCAGAUCCAUAUCCUCUAAUCUACCUUACGCAUUUUUUUUCCUUCUAUGUUAACACUUAGUUCCAAAUUCGUUGCUCUAACAAACACUCAG